GUUUAAAGUUUUUUGAUUUGGCUAUUUUUCCAAUCCCCGCCACUGGCCUGUACGUACAGUACAAUUGUCUUGGUAAUUUUUUUUUUUUGUUCAUCCUUGUUUUCCCUUUGAAGCCAAAAAGAACAUAGAAGUAAACACUCCAUCAUGGGAAAAGCACAAAGUAAACUGAGUCCCGAGCAGCUGAGCGAUCUUCAAAAGUGCACUUAUUUUGACAAGAAAGAAUUACAGCAAUGGUACAAGGGAUUCCUGAAGGACUGUCCAUCAGGACAACUCGACAAGACAGAAUUCCAAAAGAUUUAUAAGCAAUUCUUCCCAUUUGGCGAUCCAUCACGCUUUGCAGAUUAUGUCUUCAAUGUCUUUGAUGGCGACAAAAACGGUACCAUCGAUUUCAAAGAGUUCAUCUGCGCAUUAUCCAUCACAAGUCGCGGACGAGUCGACGAGAAAUUAUAUUGGGCAUUUCAACUGUAUGAUAUCGACAACGAUGGCUACAUUACGUAUGAGGAGAUGCUUCGUAUAGUGGAAGCGAUCUACAAAAUGGUGGGCAGUAUGGUCAAGUUACCACCGGAUGAAGCAACGCCCGAAAUGCGUGUCAACAAAUUAUUUGACAUGAUGGAUUUGGACAAGGACGGAAGGUUAAGCAUGGAUGAAUUCAAAGAAGGUUCGAAAAAGGACCCAAGCAUUGUUCAGGCAUUGAAUUUGUAUGAUGGUCUUGUAUAACAGUAAUAUCCCAAUGUCUUUAUUUUUUUUUUUCCUUUUAUCCAUUCCCUCCCUCCACAGACAAACUAUCCAGUCGUUCAAAACACAAAUAUAAAUACUACAGAGUUUUUGACACUCAACAUCUAGCCAUGCUCAG
Messenger RNA from Radiomyces spectabilis, 853 nucleotides. Its product is annotated as calcium-binding protein NCS-1. The record is from RefSeq and is a predicted model, not a curated record. NCBI's taxonomy places the organism in Eukaryota, Fungi, Mucoromycota, Mucoromycetes, Mucorales, Radiomycetaceae. The transcript has 6 exons. Gene Ontology annotation, cellular component: membrane; cytosol; intracellular membrane-bounded organelle. Gene Ontology annotation, molecular function: calcium ion binding. The coding region runs from base 145 to 717 and encodes 190 amino acids.